AUGGAAGAUUGCUUACAACGCUUGAAAAAUGUACAAGUGUUAAACGAUUGGGAAGAUUCAAAAUUGGACGAGUUGUGUCGUCGUAUCAAGCCAGUUUCAUAUGGCAAAGGCACUCUUAUUGUUCGGAAGAAUGAACCGAUCAGUGAAGUUCUCUUUGUGUUGAAAGGAAAUCUAUGGACAGGCACCUCGACUGCCACUGAUCAUGGCAAUGGCGGCAAUGUUGAAACCUUUGGGAAAGAACUUGUCCUUUGGAUUCGGGAUCACCCUCAAUCAUUCAGCCUGCCAAUCUCAUCAUCAACUGUUAAAGCGGUUGAGAAUGUGGAAGCCUUCGCUCUUACAGCUGAGGACUUGAAAUACGUGUGGGUUAAUAUCCAAAACAACCAUUAG
Mangifera indica (mango) is the source of this 387-nucleotide messenger RNA. RefSeq names its product protein CNGC15b-like. The record is from RefSeq and is a predicted model, not a curated record. Lineage: Eukaryota; Viridiplantae; Streptophyta; Magnoliopsida; Sapindales; Anacardiaceae. The transcript is spliced from 2 exons. Bases 1 to 387 code for a protein of 128 amino acids.